Messenger RNA from Anas platyrhynchos (mallard), 739 nucleotides. Lineage: Eukaryota; Metazoa; Chordata; Aves; Anseriformes; Anatidae. The record is from RefSeq and is a predicted model, not a curated record.
UCCGCCUUCCGCUCCUUCCGCCUUCCGGCGGGGCGGGCGGCGCCGCUUCCGGCGGGGCGGCGAUGGCGGCGGGGGGGCGGCGCGGGGGCGGCUGCCUCCUGCUGGGCGCCGCGGGCGUCGGUAAGAGCCUGCUGGGGAAGCGGCUCCGCCAGCUGAGCGCCCGGGACGGCGCCAAGGAGCUGGGCGAGCCCCCGGCCACGCUGCCCACGGUGGGCACCAACCUGACGGAGCUGCCGCUGCCGCCGAGGGUGACGGUGCGGGAGCUGGGCGGCUGCAUGGGCCCCAUCUGGCCCAGCUACUACGGGGACUGCGGCGCCGUGAUGAGCCGCCCCCUCCCUCCGCAGUUCGUGGUCGAUGCCGCCAACCCCACGCAGGUGUCCUCGUCCUGCGUGCAGCUGCUGGCCCUGCUGUCCGCCCCGCAGCUCGCCGCCGUGCCCGUGCUGGUGCUCUUCAACAAGAUUGACCUGCCCUGCUACAUGUCGCUGGUGGAGAUGCAGUCUCUGUUCCGCAUGCAAGACAUCGUGUCCUGCGCUACGCAGCCCGUCACGGUGCUGGAGGCCAGCGCGCGCGACGGCACCGGGCUGGCCGACGUCCUGCAGUGGCUGAGGGACACCUUCAGGGACCCCGGCUGACCCGCCCUGCCCUGGGCACUGCCAGGGGCUGGUGGCAGGGGGCAGCUCCCUAGGGCUUUGCCUGCGGCGGCUUUUUAGGACUUUACAGUAAAACUGGGAAACUUCCA